Messenger RNA from Ceutorhynchus assimilis (cabbage seed weevil), 4585 nucleotides. The record is from the annotation of a GenBank genome assembly. Lineage: Eukaryota; Metazoa; Arthropoda; Insecta; Coleoptera; Curculionidae.
CACUGCGCAGGCGUUAGCAUCGCGUUAGGCUGUUCCGUUGCACAAUUGUUCGUAGAAUAUUGACCCCAAAUUUUCGCACAAGUUCAGCCAAUCAAGCCGCACGAUUGUUUAUCCAUUUAUUUUUGAGAUCAGUGGCUGAUAGGCACUCAUCACUCAUAGUGAUUUCCAUUUGUCGGUGUGAACUGAAUGUAUUUGUUUUUUUUUUCUAAAAUCAUGCAAAAUAAAACUAGUUGCGCUUUCAAUUUCAAUGUGGAAAAUAGGUAUUAGUUGAAACUGUAAAAAAAAAGAAUAGGGCUGUACCUAAUUCCGGAUUCCUCGGUUAUACCCACAUCAAUAUUUUACCCGAACACUAGUCGAAAAUACCCGGUUUUUGGGGAAUUACCCAGUCAACGGCAACACUGAGCUCCGAGCAUCACACCCAUACUCGAAAGCGGCUCUCGUAAUUUAUGAACGGUUUAGAGUUACUCUAGGGUCACUCUCACUCCCAGAGUGCUAUUUCUAAACGCAACGCAGGCACAGAUCACCUAAUACAGAUGCGAAAGUACGUAUACUUGUCGUCGACGAUAUUCUGUGACGAAGCCGGGCCGCCAGCGCCCCGAGGCAUAGAUUAAGAUCGCCCGCGACAGGACAAUUAACGUGGCCGAGUGCGUGAGCAUGUUCCAGCCUGUGUGUUUACAUAUUUUUGCGAGUAGAAAAAAAUAUUUUUUUUCUGUUUGUGAACCAAUUAAAGAAAUAAAAUUAUAUUAGUGAGCUUGCGCAUUUAUAUAAUAAAUAUGUUCAAAAUACAUUAUUGACGUGCCAUUGGUGCGGCCAGUCUAUGUCUAUCAAAUUAAUCUUGAACCACGAAUUCGCAGUAAGUAAUCUGUGACGCAGGUGAGUUCGGCUUGGCAACUCUUUUGACUCCUUUGACCUUUUUCACUGCAAAAUCGUUCGGGUCAUGCCACUGGGAGCAAAUAGUGCAAGCCUCCUCAUCGUUCGGGUUCAGCCAAGUAGAGUGAAAAGAGUUAACUCUACAAGCACCAUCUCCUGAUAAAAAAAAUGGCGUCGCUCCCCAGAAUAUCCGCAAAAACACAUGUUCCGGUUAAGCUGUGAAAAAAGUAUAAGUAUUUUUGUUUUUAUAUUACCUAUUACUUUGAAUUAGAUUCUUUUAUCUGGUAACAAUGAAAUGUGCUUGCUUGAAUAUCUUUGCGCAAACGCCUACGGUGUUCGCGGAAGGCGGCUCGCCUUGCUUCCUGAUGCGUUCGACUUAACUAUUUUACUCAUUUGACUCUGUAAUCACGUGACUAUGAAACUGCUCUCUAUCCGUUCCAACUCCGUUUUGCCAAGCCAAACUCACCUAAGAAGUCGCAGAUGCAAUCACCGAACCCAGCCCAGCAAACUACGACCGCUGGCGCAAACAGCUAACGACAAAAUGACGUCGGCGACGGUCCACCAACACCAUUAGUUGUAUUCCUUUCACACGAGGGAGGAGCUCCGGAACAGCUCCGGGGCAUCACGCGCUUAUUCCUUUCGAAAAGUGUUUGUUGCACCACGCAUCUGUUCCCUGCAAUUCGGGGGCGACUAAAUACCGGAGCGAGUAGCUAGUGUUUCAAGCUCUUGAAAGGAAUACAACUAUUGUUUGGGUUGACGAUCGGUGCACUCAGAGCGUGCACUUUUGUCUCUCUUCCGUUAUGUUUGAAGCUCCGACAACGCUUGAUUGUGUUUGGUUUGACAUAUUUUGAGCGCUCCGAGCGAGCUCGAUAAACUCCGAGUUUGUGGAGUGGGCAGCUGGAGCGUGCAUGCGCAGAUCAAAUGUGCUUACUUUUAAUUGAAUUUUCUCGGUAGUCAUCAUUACUGGCAUUAUUGGACAUAUUUUUCCAAGGGAACUUGGCAGCCUCAGAGUGUUUAGGUCCAUUUUAUUGUUUAUGUAGCACGAUAUUUUUAGCAGAACACAAUAGAAAAUGGGGCUGUUUGAAAAUUAUCGACUAAAACAAAAAAUAAACGAGAAAACUCUGGUGCGAAUGCGGAGUGCGGGCUCGGACUCCAAAAAAUAUAUCCUAAAAAAAUAAACAAUAAUCAGCUGAUCGCUCAACUCAGCACUUUUGCACGAGUUUAUUUGGCUUGACACGGUGUACCCCCUAUGACGUCACGUUACUCCGUAAUCGCUCUGCUCGCUCCGCCGAGCGUCAACCCAAACACGCCCCAAGACGCAAGUAAACAAAAAACCAUAACCUCAAUUUGUGACUGGUGACAUAAUUCUUAAUUUUUGGAAACAGUAGAAGCAAAGCAAGAAAAUAGAUCAUCAUCCUAUAUGGGAAUAUCCUGGAUCUUGACCUAUCCGGAUUUUUGGUAUUUUGUUUAUAAUUCACAUAAUCAUUCAAAAAUAUUUAAUUUGAAAUAUACGAUACGUAAUUAUUUUGUUCAGAAGUGAAAUCUCUAUUCCUAUGUGGGUGUAAACAAAACAUCUGUUGGAAAAUUUCGAAAAAACUCACUUAUAAAAACACCUUAUAAUGUCUACGAGUAAGGACGUAGCAUGCAUUCUUAAAGCUGUCCAGCUUAUUGCCGAAGCUCACAUCAAACUGCAAAAGGACACCCUAAAUCACAUAUGCAAGACAUCAAGUUUAAGCCCUUUGAUUGAACAAUGCUUAAAAGAUGGUGCAACCAUGCCUGAAAGGGUCACUGUGAAAGAAAUUGCUAACACUGUACAAGAUGGGGCGGAAAGGAUAAACACUGUGCUUCAAGGGCUCAAGGUUUAUGCUGACAUUUCUUUGGGGAAUGCAAGAUCUCAAGGGCUUCGCCUUGAACCAGCAAUAGUUAAACAAUCAGCUGCUAAACCUUUAGUCUUGGAAACUAUUAGACCUACUGAAAACAUUGCCAAUAAAUUCUCUUUGCCUAAGAAUCAAGAUACAUUUAUACCAAUAACAGAGUAUCAAAUAACAUUAUCUGAGAGCGAAAAAAAUUUACUCAAAAAACUAGAUAUGGAACACAGAGCUAAAUUAGUAAAACAGGAUGACAGAGAGAAGGUGAUGGCGGCUGACCAGCCAAAGCAAAAUCAAGAAAAAACUGUAGGUGAAACCCUGAAUGAAAGUCAGGCUAAAGUUACAGCUACACCCAAUCCAAAAGCUAAACUUAAGCUAAGUGAUGAUGCAAAACAAAGAAAAGUGCCUUCAAGUAGAAUAGGUAGAAUGGUAUCAUUUGGUUCACUGGCUGCAGGUUUGGGAGUAGGUACAGCCACCGAAUAUCUCAAGCAAACAUUUGGAUUUGGAGAUGUCAGUUCAGAUGGUAACAAUUUGUUCAUGAGCAAGUCUAAUUUGGAAAGAAUAGUUGAUACUCUGUGCAAAGUCAGAGGGGCUGCUUUGAAAUUAGGCCAAAUCCUUAGUAUUCAAGAUGAGUCAAUAAUUAGUCCAGAAUUGGCAACUGCAUUAGAGAGAGUUAGGAAAUCUGCUGAUUUUAUGCCUGAUUGGCAAGUGGAUCAGGUGAUGUCUUCAGAACUUGGACCAGGUUGGCGACAAAAAUUUGUGGAAUUCGAUCAAAAACCAUUUGCCGCAGCUUCCAUAGGCCAAGUACACUAUGGAAAACUGGCAGAUGGAAAAGAAGUUGCUAUUAAAAUCCAAUAUCCUGGUGUAGCUAAAGGAAUUGUGAGUGAUAUUGAUAAUUUGGGUGGUAUAAUGAAAAUGUGGAACGUUUUCCCAAAAGGCAUGUUUCUAGAUAACCUUAUGGUGGUAGCUAAAAGGGAAUUAGCUUGGGAGGUUGAUUAUUUAAGGGAAGCUGAAUGUACAAAAAAGUUUAGGACAAUUUUACAAGAUUAUCAAGGAUAUUAUGUACCACAUGUUGUUGAUGAUUUGACAACAAAACAAGUUUUCACCACCGAACUGCUAGAUGGUCUUCCAGUAGAUCAGUGUUUCAAUAUGGAGCUAGAACAUCGACAAAACAUUGGUGAUAAAAUUAUGAAUUUGUGCCUUUUAGAAAUACUUAGGUUUAAGUAUAUGCAAACUGAUCCAAAUUGGGCAAAUUUUUUGUAUAAUCCGGCUAAAAAACAGUUGUUGCUUUUGGAUUUUGGUGCGAGUCGAGAAUAUUCAAAAGAAUUUAUGGAUAAGUAUGUGCAAGUUCUCAAGGGGGCCUGCGAUGGAAAUAGGGAUAUUGUUUUGAAUGUAUCCAAGGAAUUGGGAUUUUUAACUGGAUAUGAAAGCAAGAUGGAAGAUGCCCACGUCGAUGCCGUAAUGAUCCUAGGCGAAAUUUUUCGCUCAGAUGAACCGUACGAUUUCGCCCAUCAAGAUAUGACUUAUAGAAUCCAGAACCUCGCUCAAGUCAUGCUGGUUCACAGACUGUGUCCUCCUCCAGAAGAAGUUUAUUCUCUCCACAGAAAAUUGUCUGGAGUAUUUUUGCUUUUAUCCAAACUGAAAGUGAAAGUUAGUUGCAGGGAUAAAUUUUUGAAGUUGUAUGACGAAUAUGUGAGAUUGAACCCACCUCAGGCUUAAUUUAAUUCUAAUUUGUUUACUAAUGAAUUUAUAGUAGCUUAGUAGUUUUGGAAGUGGCUACAUUUUUUUUAAAAUAUUAAAAUUACUUAUUAAGUUGUUAUUUUAAUAAAGGUUAUUUGGCUGGUUGA